AAGAUUAAAACAUUUAAUUGAAUUAGCCAUGGAGAAGUAUACUGCCCAAACCAUCUUCUCCAUCUUUUCUCUUCUUCUUCUCCUUUCUUCAUGUGUCUCUGCUCAGCUCCGGACAGGUUUCUACCAGAACUCAUGUCCGAACGUCGAAGGCCUUGUCCGUAACGCCGUCCGUCAGAAAUUCCAGCAGACUUUCGUUACCGCUCCGGCCACUCUUCGCCUCUUCUUCCACGAUUGCUUCGUUCGCGGAUGUGAUGCGUCAAUAAUGAUAGCAUCACCAUCGGAGAGAGACCAUCCAGAUGACAUGUCAUUGGCCGGAGACGGAUUCGACACGGUGGUGAAGGCGAAGCAAGCCGUUGAUAGCAAUCCCAACUGCCGCAACAAAGUCUCAUGUGCUGACAUUUUGGCUCUCGCCACUCGUGAAGUCGUCGUUUUGACCGGAGGACCGAGCUACCCGGUGGAGCUAGGGAGGAGAGAUGGCAGAAUCUCCACGCAGUCCAGCGUUCAAAACCAACUGCCUCAGCCCGGUUUUAACCUAAACCAGCUCAACGGCAUGUUUAGCCGUCACGGUCUCUCUCAAACCGAUAUGAUCGCCCUCUCAGGAGCACACACUAUAGGAUUUGCACAUUGUGGAAAAUUCACAAAGAGAAUCUACAAUUUUAGCCCUAGCAGACGUAUCGAUCCGACUAUUAACAGUGGAUACGUGACUCAGCUUAAGCAAAUGUGCCCGAUCGGAGUCGACGUACGUAUCGCAAUCAACAUGGAUCCGACCAGCCCACGUACUUUCGAUAAUGCUUAUUUCAAGAAUCUCCAACAAGGAAAGGGUUUGUUCUCGUCAGAUCAAAUCUUGUUUACAGAUCAACGGUCAAGAUCUACAGUUAAUACGUUUGCCAAUAGUGAAGGAGCUUUUAGACAAGCUUUUAUCACAGCCAUCACCAAGUUGGGUCGGGUUGGUGUUUUGACUGGUAAUGCUGGUGAGAUUCGAAGGGAUUGUUCACGUGCCAAUUAGUGAUCUUGAGAUUUUUUCUCUUUUAUUCCUUGAGAUGAUUUGUUUUUUUAAAAAAGUAUAAUAAAAAUUUAAUUUCUUG
Arabidopsis arenosa is the source of this 1085-nucleotide messenger RNA. The record is from the annotation of a GenBank genome assembly. Lineage: Eukaryota; Viridiplantae; Streptophyta; Magnoliopsida; Brassicales; Brassicaceae.